CCCAGACUGAGCUGGACCUCCUCAUCUAGCUUGUGCAUGAGUGUCGCUCUGUCGCUAUCGAGUAGAUCUCCUCGAAGGACCGCUAGCUCAAUCUCUGGCGGCUCAUCUGGGUAUCUUUCGCCUAGCUUGACGAUGAGCGAGACAGCCAGCUCGGGCUCGCCAGAGGGGAGAUCAUCAGCUUCGACGGUGAUGCUCAGCUCCUUCUCGCUCGUGCCUGAGGGAACCUGUCAGCUCUCCCAUGGGAAGCACCAUGAGGCAUUCAUGACUUGCAUUGUAGUUCGUCGGGGAAGAUGGACUGAAGCGCUUCGAGCUCCUGUUGCCUCUCCUCGGCAUAGUCUGCUUGCCCAUCACUCAAUAAAUAGCAAGACGCCCAGCUAAGGGACAAAAUUCUGGCGCUCCCCCCUUGACAACAGCAAGUCGGCCCGAGUCCAGCGAGUGGACCGUCAUGGCGCCUCUGCCGACCAGCAAGAAGGAGCGCAAGGCGAGCAUGGUCAAGCGGGGCAAGCAGAGAGCAAGCGAGCCUGCACCAGGGGAGGAGGAAGAAGGGGAAGAGGACACCCUCCUCAUUCCAGCCAUGAGGAGCCAGUCAGUCGCACAUUCUGGCAGCAAGAGGAGGAAGCGGCAGACCACAGCAGCAGGCUUCGUUCCUCUGCCCUUCUCGCUGGCCAUGCCGCCCAUCUAUGCACUCUCUGACGAGCCGACGACGUCGAAGGAGCCCAUCAGGAUUGACGAUCCUGCGCCUCAUUGGAUCUUCAUUCGCCCUUCCAUGAGCCUGAAGGAUACACUAUCGGAGGAUGACCGUCAAGACGAAGGCAAGCUCGUCAGGAGUCGCAGCUUGCUCGUCUGCAACUUGCCUCUCUGCUCCACUCCUACCGAACUAUCUCGCGCGCUACAAUCGCUCUACCAGGCUCACGCGCAGCAGGCCGGCACGACACCUCGACACGCCUCUUCGCUCAUCAAGUCUGUCAACAUGGGACAAGAUAGAUACACUCGUUCAGGCUGGCCCAACGUACUGAACGAAGUCUAUGAUGCCUCGAUACCUCCUCUUUUCCAACUUGACGAUGAUCAAAGAGCUCGCAUCAGGCCCACCACAACGGCAGACGUCAUCUUCACCUCUCGUGAUGCUCUGGCAGACUUUCAUAAGCUCGCCUCAACCGUUGCUCUCGAUUCGACGGGUCAGCCUGUUGAGCUCGUACCUCAAUGGCCCGAUCUUGACGCUGACGGACCAAAGCAAGCCUGGGGACUACCCGCUCAUCAUCUCUUACGGCCUUCGUUCGAGAGCGUCAAGAAGCACACCGAUGCUUACAUGGUGCACUUUGAAUCUCGACCGACUUCGGCCAAGGCCGCCCCGGAAGCCGAAUCGUUUGUCGAUCCGGAGCUCGAGCAAGCCGAACCAGACGACGACGGUUGGACGACCGUAGUACGAGGAGGCAGACACGGUCGGUCAGCCGAUCUCAUUCCUACUGCCGCUCCACCUUUCUCGUCCAAGCAGAAAGCCGGCAAGACAUCACUGCAGGACGAAAAGGCGCGCUUGGAGAGACUCAAGAACCAGGCAUCAGGGUAUGCGAGCGGCAAGGCUUCCGUGGCUGUGGCCAGCAAGUCAUUCCAGGACAAGCUUCGCUACGACAUCAGUCUCUUGCCAGGUCAGCUCGGCAAGGAACCACCCCAAGAGCUCGCCAAGAAACCAAAGCGCACGGAGAAUUCGACAGGAUUCUAUCGCUUUGAGCGUGAUGCCAAUCGCAAGAGCAGCCUGCAGACACUGAGACAUCGCUUCGAUCGAGACAAGAGCAAAGUGGAAGCCAUGCGCAAAGACCGACGCUUCAGACCUUACUGACGUUGCGCGAGCGUUCACACGGGCAGGCACGGGAGCACUCGGAAGCGUCAUGUAUUGGAUGCAAUACUUUCAUAUUCGUGGGGAUUUAGUUUCUCAUUGUUUGCCUUGCGGGAUGUUGCGCAUCCCGGGUUUGAGCAUCGCUCAUGCUGUUAUGAGGCGAUCGAGUGGUGUUGUUUAGGCUCGCCCGGCAGUUCUACGUCUGCUCGUCCGAACCGUCGGGUUUGG
This is a messenger RNA of Mixia osmundae IAM 14324, 2059 nucleotides long. RefSeq lists its product as uncharacterized. Lineage: Eukaryota; Fungi; Basidiomycota; Mixiomycetes; Mixiales; Mixiaceae. The coding region runs from base 446 to 1834 and encodes 462 amino acids. The transcript is spliced from 3 exons. Gene Ontology annotation, cellular component: UTP-C complex; CURI complex. The record is from RefSeq and is a predicted model, not a curated record. Gene Ontology annotation, biological process: rRNA processing; ribosomal small subunit assembly.